UUUCUCGUUCUGGUUCUCUUGGCGCGGACCGGGGUCGCCGAUCACGCGAAUAUUUUCGAUUUGUUAUUUUUUUACAUAGGCUUAAAGAGAUAAACCAUUAGUCAACAUGGAUGCAAAUAAGUUGAUUGAUGUGUUGAGAGCAACUUUAGACCCCAACCAAAGAGAGGAAGCCGAAAAACAACUUGAAAUCGUCCAUAAAAUUAUUGGAUUUGCACCUAUUCUGCUUCAAGUUGUGAUGGAAGAAUCUAUUGAUAUGCCUGUCAGACAAGCUGGAGUAGUAUAUUUGAAGAACAUGUGUACUCAGUUCUGGCGAGACCGUGAGGCAGAGAAUCCCAGUGAUCCUGUGCCCUUCAAUAUACACGAGCAGGAUCGACUAACCAUCAGAAACAACAUUAUAGAGGCAGUCAUUCAUGCACCCGAACCCAUCAGAGUUCAGUUGUGUGUUUGUAUCAGCACAGUUAUAAAGAAUGACUACCCUGGACGCUGGCCUGACUUCCCAAAGAAGGUGGCUUUCUACAUACAGUCUGACAACCAUUCCACUUGGAUGGGGGCACUCAUGAGUUUAUAUCAAAUGGUUAAAGUUUAUGAGUACAAGCGUAGUGAGGAGCGACAGAUCCUGGAUGACGCCAUGGUUCACAUUCUGCCUGUAUGCUACCAGAGGUGCCUGCAGCUACUGCCUGAUCCCAGCGAGCACUCCGUCCUCCUUCAGAAGCAGAUCCUCAAGAUCUUUUAUGCUUACAUUCAAAACCAUUUGCCACUAGAAGCCGUAUCCAAGGAAACCUUCACACACUGGAUGGAGUUGAUACGACAGAUCAUCGACCGACCUGUGCCCGAGCAAACCAAUCAAGUAGAUAUAGAUGACCGUCCAGAGCUACCAUGGUGGAAAACAAAGAAAUGGGCAGUGCAUAUACUGUCAAGGACAUUUGAACGAUACGGAAGUCCAGGGAAUGUACAUAAAGACUAUAAUCAGUUUGCAGAGUGGUAUUUGAAAGCAUUCAGUGGUGGAGCCAUUCAAGUGCUGUUCAAGGUUCUAGAUGAAUACAGGAGGAAGAUGUAUGUAGCACCGAGGGUCAUGCAACAGGCCUUGAACUUCCUUAACCAAGGUGUGAGCCACGCAUUCUCCUGGAAGUUCAUGAAGCCCCACAUCCAGCCCAUCAUCCAGGAGGUGAUCUUCCCUCUCAUGUGCCACAGCGACUCAGAUGAGGAGCUCUGGGACUCUGACCCACAAGAAUAUAUAAGACUCAAAUACGAUGUUUUCGAGGACUUCCUUUCACCAGUGAUUGCAGCACAGACUCUGUUCUACUCCUGCGCAUCUAAAAGAAAAGAGGUUCUACAGAAAUCAAUGGGAUUCUGCAUGCAGCUGUUGACCUCUGGUACGACUGAAACACGACAGAAGGAUGGAGCCAUGCAUAUGAUUGGGGCUGUAGCAGAAGUCCUUCUGAAGAGAAAAAUCUACAAGGACCAAGCAGAAAUGAUGCUUGUUUCCCACGUAUAUCCAGAGUUCACCAGUCCAAACGGCUUUUUGAGGGCACGCGCCUGUUGGGUAAUGAGAGUAUUCAGUGAAAUGCGCUUCAAGCAAGAAGCCCACCUGUAUCAGGCCCUGGAGCAUUCCAAGAACUGCAUGUGUACAGACAAGGAACUGCCUGUGCGUGUGGAGGCUGCCAUUGCACUGCAAAUGCUUAUUAGUGAUCAGGAAAAAGCCAAGCAGUACAUGACGCCCCACGUGAGAACUGUGAUACUAGAACUGCUUAAGAUAAUCCGCGAGACAGAGAAUGAUGACCUGACUGGAACAAUGCAGAGACUUGUCUGUACAUAUGUCGAGGAAGUGACCCCAAUAGCUGUGGAGAUGAUGUCACAUCUGGCCACAACGUUUUCGCAAGUCCUGGAGACAGAUUCUGAUGGUUCAGAAGAGAAGGCCAUCACUGCCCUGGGCAUUCUUAAUACCAUGGAGACAAUCGUCACUGUUAUGGAGGAACAAAAAGAGAUUAUGUUGCAACUGGAAGGAAUUGUGCUUAAUGUUGUGGGCGUGAUACUGCAGCAAAACAUCAUUGACUUCUAUGAGGAGGUGCUGUCCCUGAUCUACAGCCUCACCAGUUCUCAUGUCACCGUGCACAUGUGGCAGGUGUUUGGCAUGCUCUACGAGAUGUUCCAGAAAGAUGGCGUUGAUUACUUCACAGACAUGAUGCCUGCUCUACACAACUACAUCACUGUUGAUACGCGCACAUUCUUGUCCAACUCCUCCCACCUGGAGGCCAUCUACAACAUGUGCAAACAGGUGAUGUCUGCAGAUGUAGGGGAGGAUGCGGAGUGCCAUGCAGCCAAGCUGCUUGAAGUGAUACUGUUGCAGUGUCCAGGACAGGUGGACACUAUUGUGCGACCAUUUGUUGAACUGGUUCUUGAACGGUUAACACGGGAAGUUGAGACAUCGGAGUUAAGGACAAUGUGUUUACAAGUUGUGAUAGCUGCUCUGUACUAUAAUACCCCCCUAUUGAUAGAAACUCUUAAAUCCGUGCAAAUAGCCAAUGUUCAAGGAUCUGUGAUGGAACAAUUUUUAAAGCAAUGGAUACAUGAUGCAGACUGUUUCUUAGGGCUUCAUGACAGAAAAAUAAGUGUGCUUGGACUGUGUAACCUGUUGAGUAUGAUGGAAUCCAGUCGUCCAUCGGAAGUGACAGAACUUGGACCUGAAUUACUUCCAGCAACACUUGUCCUCUUUGGUGGUUUGAGGAGAGCUUAUGAAACUCGAGCAGAGAAUGAGACUUCAGACAGUGAUGAUGAUGGUGAUGAGGAUGCUGACUAUGAGCAGGAUGCGCUGGCCAGUGAUGAAGAUGAGAUUGAUGAGGAGGGGCAGCAGUACCUGGAAAAACUGGAAAAAACUGCAAACAGUGAAGAUGACAGUGAUGAUGAGGACAGUCUGGAUGAUGAUGAAGCUGAGGAGACCGCCCUGGAAAGCUACCAGACCCCUCUCGACGAGGAUGACUGUCCCAUUGAUGAGUACAUCAUUUUCAAACAAAUACUGCAUGGUUUGCAGUCCAUGGACCCCAACUGGUAUGCGGUGGUGACCAGCAAGCUGACCCCAGAGCUGAGCAAGCAGCUAGAGGAUGUCUUCAAGUUGGCAGACAAGAGAAAAGCAGCUGCAGAAUCAAAGAAAAUAGAACAGAGUGGAGGAUACGAUUUCUCAAACCCAACACUUCCUUCUACUUUUAAUUUCGGCUAAUUGACAUCCUCCAAAGAGUUGCACUGAGCUGCCAGUUAAACAUUUGUGUGUGUUUGUGGACGAAAACAGACAUGUGAGAUAAUGGGCAAAUGUUUCUCAUGUUUAUAUAGUGAACCAUUAUUGUUACUUCUUUAAAACAAAAAAUGGAAAAAAAAAGUUCAUAGUUGCAUGUUUUAUGUGGAAAUAAUUGAGGGUGUGUGCAAUAGAACUUUGCUGUUAUGCAUUACUAACAAAUUGAAAUAUAUAGGAAGCGGUUGAAAAGUGUUGAUGCUUAUUCAGGAUCUGCUAAAUCCACCUAUAUCUGAAAGCAUAAGACAUUUUUGUGGUCAGAUUGUUAAAUAGCAAUUAAAAACAAAUGAAUUGUUAUUGGUAUACGGUAAGUUUUCAUUUUGGCUGUUACCAUGUUGCAAAGGAAAUGUUUUGCAGUGUAAGUGACUACUGUUGAAACAUUGAAAUAAGGACCCCAGUGUCAGCUUGCUUCAACUUGUAGAGCUAUGUUACUGUGACAUGGUGCUGACAAAGACAAUAAGCAUAUCAGUUUAGACAUUGCACACUUGUUUAUAUUUCUUACCAUAACCCCAGUUUAUGUUGUGUAAGGAACAUUAGGUCAGUUCAUUGUUUGUUGUGAAUCUUGGGAUUCUAUAUAAACAGUCACAUAGGUUUCUGUGUACAUUUUAUAAUGGAAAAUUGUAUUAUAGAAUGGGAUUAGGUUAUUUAUUAUAUAAAAAAAACAAGGCUUAUUUCAUUAAUGUAAUUUGUAAGUAUAUUAUAUCAUUUUUAUGCCCCUGGAUCGAAUGAUUGGGGGUAUAUUGUUUUUGGCAUGUCUGUCUGUCAUUCUGUUUGUGUGUCGCAAAACUUUAACUUUAGUCAUAACUUUUGCAAUAUUUAUAAUAGCAACUUGAUAUGGCAUGCAUUUGUAUCUCGUGGAGCUGCACAUUUUGAGUGGUGAAAGGUCAGGAUCAUCCUAUAAGGUCAAAUAAAUGGCUUCAAAGCGGCGCAGUAGGGGGCAUUGUGUUUCACAAACACAGCUCUUGUUGAAUUUGAGAUUAGUGUUGGCCUGACAUUAUGAAAAACACAUCGGAAAAUGUCAACAAUGGAAUGGCGCCAUUAUGAAAGAUUUUGUGUAUAUGCAGUAUAUGUACUGAUCUAUUGUUGAGGAUAAAGGUAUUAGGUGUAGAAAACUGUGUUAAAACAUUGUGAUGCAAUUUUGAAUUAAAUGCAUACAAAAAUGGAAUAAGCCCUGUCAAUUGACAGUGAUGUAUCAUAUAUAAAAUAUGAAUUAACGUUUUAUUCAUUACCCAAAGUUCAGAUGUCUUAAAAGCUGAAUGCUCUGUAAGUGCUGUUCUGAACCCUAAUGGAUUUAUUUAUGCAAUGUUUAAUGUAUUGUGUGUUGUGUUAGCAGUCAAUAACAAACCUCUUUGGUUAAAAACCACUUCCGAGUGUUAAUGACCUUGCAAAUUUGGUAAUUUUGAUGUUAAAAAUUCCAAAUUGCUGUUUAUUGAUUCCAGUAUACUUCUAUAUUGAUAUAUCAAGCUUGUUUGAAGUACUGCUAGUCGUGUAUGCUGCUGAAUCCUUGCUACCCGCAUUUUAUGUUCCACUCUUGUCAUUGUAAGCUGCAACCAUUCCAGCUUUUUUCAGUUCGCUGCUUGUUUGAUUACUUAUUUAAAAACUACAAAAUAGUGCUUACAUUUUCACAAGCAUUUGAUUUGCUGUUUGUUUGCAUAUUUAUUUUGAAAUGGUACUUUCACAACACAUGUGAGUAGGGGACGAGGCAACAUCUUCCAACUGUUAUCCUGUAGUAGGCAAGCCUAUAUCUGUUAGAAUUUGGUUUUUAAAAUGAUUAAUCAAUGGACAAGAAAUUUAUACUAGCAAUUGAUACACAGUUGCUUAAACUGUUAAAAUUUAAUAGCAACUACCAAUCCUCCUCCAUUUUAUAAUCCAUCCGGUAGUAUACAACUUUGACUUUAGUUAAACUAAACAAUAUUUUAUGUCUGUGAUGUUACUGAUGAAAUUAAUUGUAUGGGGCAUAUGCCUUGCACACUAGACAUUCUGAUUAUAUUUGAUGUAUUAUCUUUGAAAUAAAAGUGCUAUUUGAAA
Messenger RNA from Dreissena polymorpha, 5311 nucleotides. Its product is annotated as importin-7-like. Gene Ontology annotation, molecular function: small GTPase binding. The coding region runs from base 107 to 3214 and encodes 1035 amino acids. NCBI's taxonomy places the organism in Eukaryota, Metazoa, Mollusca, Bivalvia, Myida, Dreissenidae. The record is from RefSeq and is a predicted model, not a curated record. The transcript has 25 exons. Gene Ontology annotation, biological process: protein import into nucleus. Gene Ontology annotation, cellular component: cytosol; nuclear envelope.